AUGGUCGGCGCCCAUAAGGAACUCUCUGGCCGUCUCGUGCACCAUCUGUACCUUUCCAAAUUUGUCAACGACAACAAGCUGGCCAGAAAGGGCCAUGCCCAGAGUAUCACCCUCAGCCUUCUCGCCGCGCUGCUAGGUCUCAAAGCUCCCCUCAGGCUCCGUUCUCGCGGUAAUGACAAGAAGAACCUCCUUGUCAGCGAUCUGUCGAGACUCGCCGAAGCCAACAACUUGGGCAACUUCGACACCAACCGCAUCAAGCCUCUCCUAAACGCAAUCCUCUCCGACCAUCCCGGCGAUGCCCUCAUCUGGGACCGAGUCUACGACGCCGUCCUACUCGCUGCGCUGGCCGACUGCAUUGAGGAGCAUGAGUCGUUGUGGCUGAAGGCCGAGCUCCUUCACCGAAACAUCUCCGUCGGCAAUCUCAUGAUUAGCAAGGACAACGGUGGGUUUCUGAUCGACUCGGAUCUCGCCAUCAACAAGGAGCGUCUUGCAGCCUCGGGGGCCAAGGGGAAGACCGGGACAAGAGUCUUUAUGGCCAGUGGGGCCCUUUUGGGCGAGCAGCACUCGUUCAUGCACGACCUCGAAUCAUUCUUCUGGGUGCUGUUCUGGAUAUGCAUCCACUAUGACAACCAUGGCAAUGGCAGGGUUGUUGAGCCGUUCGAUGGGUGGAACUACCUGGACACGGAGAAUCUGGGAAGCAACUACGCCAUCUAUGUGAGCAACAAUGCCUACAACAUCAAAACCGAGCAGGAGGUCAGCUGGUAA
This is a messenger RNA of Gaeumannomyces tritici R3-111a-1, 765 nucleotides long. RefSeq lists its product as hypothetical. Bases 1 to 765 code for a protein of 254 amino acids. The transcript has 4 exons. The record is from RefSeq and is a predicted model, not a curated record. NCBI's taxonomy places the organism in Eukaryota, Fungi, Ascomycota, Sordariomycetes, Magnaporthales, Magnaporthaceae.